CCUUAUAUGAAAUUAGGCGACGUCGUUUUACACUGAAUCUAUCUAUCUAUCUAGGUCUGAAAGAACAGUGCUCGUGCCCCAAAUCAACAGAAGAUGAAUGGUGAUCUUGUAAGAGUAAGAAGAGACUAGAAAUUGGAGCUCGAAGAGACUCAAUAAAAACUAAAAUCAAACUAGAAAUGUCAUCAAUUGGUGAUGACAUUGAUAUUAUCAGCACUUUACCAGACGCUGUCAUAUGUCAUAUUCUCUCUUUUCUCCAAACCAAACAGUCUGUUGCCACCAGCGUUCUUUCAAAGAGGUGGUUCGAUCUCUGGCGUUCAGUUCCAGUUCUCAAAUUCAAGUAUGUGGAGUUAUUUGACCGAGAAACCUAUUUUCUUUUUAAUGAAUUUGUGUACUCAGUUUUGCUCUCGCGUAAUUCCAUCAAGAGUUGUUUCCUCGACAUUUGGUAUGAUGAUCCCGAUCUUGCCCGUCAAGGUAUUCCCAAUGUCAUCAAAUGGAUCAAUUAUGUGGUACAACAUGGAGUUGAGCUCCUACAAAUCUACAUAGGCGCUGUAAAUUUCAUUCCCAAAUUCCCCAUUGGCAUUCUCAGUUGUAGGACCCUUGUUGUUCUCCAGUUUGAGGAGUUGGUUGUCAAGGGUUUUUCUUCCAUUACACUCCCUUCUCUCAAAAGCCUUCGUUUUAACGAUAUUAAGUUCACAAAUGUUCAAGAUUUACUAUUGCUUUUGGCUGGAUGUCCGAUUCUUGAGGAUUUGCGAGCAAGUUAUUUACUGUUCGACUCUGAAGACACUCUUACCUAUCAAGAGCGUGAAAGCUUAAGCUUAAACAAGUUGACCAAAGCAAAUUUGGGUUACACUUUUUGUCACUUUCCCUUGAAAGCACUUCAAACUGUGGAGCAUUUGUUCAUAGAAAUAAAUAAGGUGUAUCGCGGUUGUGACGAAAUUCCUACCUUUCAUAAUUUGACCAACUUGGGUCUUUACUCUAUCAACUAUAAUUGGCAUUUGUUAGUAAAUGUGCUCAAGCACUGUCCUAACCUUCAAAUUGUUGUGCUUAGUCAGGGCACCGCCAAUGGGGGAAUACAAGAUGUCGUGGAAAAUAAUUGGGUGGACCCAAUAUUUGUUCCGCAAUGCCUUUCAUUACAGCUUAGAACUUGCAAACUUCUGAACUUCUUAGGCCAAGAAGGCGAGCUUCUAUUUGCAAAAUAUAUUUUGAAGAAUGCAAGAGUUUUGCAAACCAUGAAAAUCCAUUGCAGCGAAGACCUCAAAAUAGAAAGAGAGUUAUUCUCAUGCCCAAGGGCCUCUACUAUAUGUGAUGUUAUUAUUAAAUCUGUAUGUAAGUAGUACUUCUAUUAACUUGUACCAUGCAAUUGCUAGGUUUCAUGCUUUUAUUUGUAGAGCUGAUUUUAACAUGUUCAUGACUUCAACUAAAUCUAUGUUGUCCAUUUUUUGGUUAGUUGUACGUUAACUUAUGAUUCCAAUGCAUGGCGAUAUGGUUGGAGAGUGAAA
Trifolium pratense (red clover) is the source of this 1499-nucleotide messenger RNA. Its product is annotated as F-box/FBD/LRR-repeat protein At4g00160-like. NCBI's taxonomy places the organism in Eukaryota, Viridiplantae, Streptophyta, Magnoliopsida, Fabales, Fabaceae. Gene Ontology annotation, molecular function: protein binding. The transcript is spliced from 4 exons. The record is from RefSeq and is a predicted model, not a curated record. The coding region runs from base 177 to 1334 and encodes 385 amino acids.